CGCGCGGGUGAUGCCCGGACCUGGGGAGGAGGGGAAGGAACCGAUUUAAGGGGGAGGCGGAUAGUGGUUCUGGGAGGGGUUCGGGAAGGUCCCCGCCGCUGCUCCGCAGAGUUCUGGGACCGCGGUUUCAUCAUGGCCGCCCCCGCCAGUGCGCAGAGUGCCAGCAAAACCUGGGAGCUGAGUCUGUACGAGCUGCACCGAACCCCACAGGAAGCCAUCAUGGAUGGGACAGAGAUCGCUGUGUCCCCCCGGAGCCUCCACUCGGAGCUGAUGUGUCCCAUCUGCCUGGACAUGCUGAAAAACACCAUGACCACCAAGGAAUGUCUGCACAGGUUCUGCUCUGACUGCAUCGUCACAGCCCUGAGGAGUGGGAACAAGGAGUGUCCAACCUGCAGGAAGAAGUUGGUUUCCAAACGUUCCCUCCGCCCCGACCCCAACUUCGAUGCUUUGAUCUCCAAGAUUUACCCCAGCAGGGAUGAGUAUGAGGCCCACCAGGACAGGGUCCUGGCCAAGCUCAGUCGGCUCCACAACCAGCAGGCCCUCAGCAGCAGCAUCGAGGAAGGGCUCAAGAUGCAGGCCAUGCACAGGGCCCAACGUGUCCGGAAGCUCCACCAGGAGUCGGACAACGCCACCUUCAGCGGGGGAGAGGACAACUGUGACACCAGGUCCCACCUCAGCAACACCUCAGCCCCGAGUCACCCCGAGGCUGGGCCCAGCCGGAAGCGUUCCCGAGCUUCUGACGAUUCCGGCCCUGAUCCCGAUCCCGAAACUUCCCACGAAGGGGGAGGGAGGGGAAGUCCGGAACCCGGGAUGGAAGCGGGAAGCAGCGAGAUUGAGUUGGUCUUCAGACCCCACCCACUGCUGGUGGAGAAGGGGGAGUAUUCCCAAACCCGCUAUGUCAAGACCACAGCCAAUGCCACAGUCGAUCACCUCUCCAAGUACCUGGCACUCAGGAUCGCUCUGGAAGAGACCCCAGGACCAGGGGGGGGUCCCGAGGGAGGGGGGGGGGGGGGGGGUGGAGGAAAUUUGGGGGGAGGGGGGGUGGGGGGUGUUGGGGGAGUGAGUGGGACCCCCGGUUUGGAGGAAGUGAGCGAGAAGCAGUACACCAUCUACAUCACCACCCCAAACACUCCCUUCACGACCCUCAAUGGGUCCCUGACCCUGGAACUGGUGAAUGAGAAGUACUGGAAGGUCAGCAAACCCCUGGAGCUCUACUACGCCCCCACCAAGGAGCAGAAAUAAAUUUGGGGGGGGACACACCCCCAUGAGACCCCCCUCACCCACGACCCCCUCCAGGAAUGAUUUGGGGGCUCCGGGGGGGUGGUUCCUAAAGGUGAUGCUGGAGCUGCUGUGGAGGGGACCCUCCCAGUGUGUGUGUUCCUCCCCUCAGUUUUCUGGGGGGGGACCCCCAGUGUGCAUGUCCCCCCCACCACCACCAAAUGGGGGGGGGGGGUGGGUUGGUGCACACACCUCCCCCCAAUUUGCAGUGGGGGGAGAAGGUUUUGGUGCACCCCAAAUGGAAUGGGAUUGCAGGGGGGGGGGUGACAGUCCCUGUGCCCCCCCUCC
Messenger RNA from Calypte anna (Anna's hummingbird), 1566 nucleotides. RefSeq names its product E3 ubiquitin-protein ligase RING2-A. NCBI's taxonomy places the organism in Eukaryota, Metazoa, Chordata, Aves, Apodiformes, Trochilidae. The record is from RefSeq and is a predicted model, not a curated record. Gene Ontology annotation, biological process: negative regulation of DNA-templated transcription. Gene Ontology annotation, molecular function: ubiquitin protein ligase activity; chromatin binding. Gene Ontology annotation, cellular component: ubiquitin ligase complex; PcG protein complex.